ACGUCAUUCACUUUUUAUCUUUCACAAUUUUGAUGAUGUGUCACUUCAUACGGUUCAGUUUCUGUGGAUUUGUGUUCGAGUAGAAACUUGCCUCUAGAUAUUGUUUCGACUGCUGUUACUCACAAACUGAGGAGCAGACUCAUUGCUGCCUUCAGCUAAAUUUUUCUACCACUUAUUGAAUUAUGAUUGAUUCUGCUGCUCAGAUGAAAGUCCUUCCUUUUCGUGUUUAAUGUCACUGUUGUGCCACUGGUCAAAUUUGAAUAUCCAACAGUCAUCCCAUAAAACAGAUGUGCAGGAUUCAGGAUAGGCAGGCAGAUGUAACCUGAGGGAUAAUUGCACCUGUCCCCCCCCCACAAGUCCCUUCAGUAAUCCCAGCUCCCGGCCUGAAAACAACCCCCUCUGGUGACUGUUGCCCUCUAAUCAAACAGCACGUUACUGUCUGCUUGUUAUCUAGUCUUUGGCCCUAGGGCCAUGCUGCCUCUGCCUGCUGGUUUAAUCCACCAUGGAUCACAUAUUGAGGAGAAACUCUUUGGUCUGUGAUAAACAAGGACUGUAUAUCACUAAAAAACAAAUAUACAUUGUCAUAUAUCCAAUAUAUGACCAUGACUGUGGCAUUCUUGACUGUGGCUCAGUUCUCCCAAAUUAAAAAAACAAACACUUUAUUCCUUAUUUAUUACCUCUAGUGAUAUCUAUCUUUGUUGAUAGAUUAAAAUUUUUAUUGGAACUACUUUCUACCAUACAAAUAUGACAGCUGUUGGCAGUGUAUUAUGUAGAUUACCCAGAAAACGGGACACUGUUUCUGGAAAGAGAAACUGAGAAACUUGCUGUUAAAUCUUUAAAAAUAUAUAAUUUAUGCUUUGAGCACCACGAUGUAAUGACUGGAACACAGUUUGGAAUCAAACUCAAGACUCGAGACACAUCAGUUCACAAACACAGUUCUUUAAUCCAAAAACAGAUCAGUGACACGCUGGCAGUCAGACAGAUCAAACAAAUCCAGAUGGCAAAGGCAAAAAGGCAGAGUCCAAAAAAGAUUCACAAAAACACACUGAGACUUAAAUGAGGGAAAAAGGCUGGAACUAGAGACACAAAGGAACUACUACAAGAAGGGAAGGUGAUUAACAAGACACAGGUGUAGACAAUCACAAAGGUGUGAAACAAACAAGGCCAAGAAAUGAAGUUAGCUGGAACAAGAAGAGAGGUUAGUAACCAUUUAAAAUAAAACAAGAGGUGACACGACAAAAACAGAAAAUAACAAAAUAUAACCUGACACAGGACGAGAUGUGAUACACAAUUGAAAUUCUAUUCACCUCCAUUGUAUUGGGGUUGAAGCAGAGACAGAUAUUGCAAAAACCUGGAUGAAUAAACUAGAUAAUUGAGCUUAUUAAAAGUGCCAUUUGGAUAAACUCAUUCUUUAAGAUUGCACUGAACCUCUUGAACAGAUUUUACAUUUAUAUACUUCAUGUGUUGGUCGUCAUUUUGACUGAUGCUCUUGUCCAGAAUAAGUCAGCACAAAAGAAAUAUGAGAAAAAAGGAGAAUAGAGAGAGGAAUUAGGGCAACUGUCGAUGGAAAGUUGUGGUUUUGAGAUUAUUCAGAAGAACCUCUAAAUGACAGUGAUGACACAUGAAAACAAUGCCUGAGAGGGAAAAUGUAUUGUGCGUGUUCCAAAACCUCUAUCUACAAAAUUCCCCUCUCUGUCAGUGGCUGAAUAUCCCACAGACAGUUCCUCCUGGAUAGCCUCUCUGCCAUGUAAGAGUGUACGUCUGUGGAGUUAGUGUGAUCCAUUGCCAGCAUGUAAAUCUGUACGUCUACUCAGCGAGCCUUUUAGAUCUGCCUGGGCAUGAGUGUCCCACAGAGCUAAAUGUAAUGAUAUAAAUAUCAUUCUGUCUGUCUCUCCUGCGUGGGCCUGGCCAGGUGGGGUGUGGGGGUUAGAGGGGGGCCAGGAGGUAAUUUCAUGAAUGAAAGGACAGAAUUGUUCCUCUAUUUCAACUGGUCCCAAGCAUUGGCCAAACCCCGGCUGGCCUUUAAUUAGAGCUAUUUAACCCACAGAGAGGGAAGAAGGGAGAGCCACAGGGAUUGAUGGGAGGGGUGGUGAGGGAGAGGAAGGGGGGGGGGGGGGGGGUGAAGGAGACGAGAACAGGAGAGCAGAAGGUGUUCAACUGUAAGUUCUUUCUCUUAGAGUGAUUGAAUGUGCAUUUAAUCUGAGACAAGCUCUUUGAAAAGAUAUCAGGAUCACACCUACUGUUGCAGCAGUGAUAGCGAAUGUGAGUGCGAGUAGUAGCAAAUAGCAUCAAUAGUAGUGAUGGCUGUAGUAAUAGUCUUUGUUUUUAGUAAUAUGUUAUCAGUCUCUAGUAGUACCACUAUAAUGGUAGGAUUUUUCAGUGGUUCUCAAAGGUUGCAUGUGUGAAUAGUAGUCAUAGUACUGCUGUGUUGAUAUUGGUCAUUUACCAAAACCACAGUUGUGGACUUUACAUAAAAAGUAACAGUAAUAGUUCAUAUUUGUAGCAUACAACUUCUAACAAAAGCAAAUUAAUGGAAUGAGUUAUUAUUAUGAUUUACGAAAUCUACAUAGUGAGGAAAUUGUGGUUGAUGGAUGGGUCGAAAAAACAUAGGACUUUAAUGAUGAACCUAUUGAGAAAAGUUGGGUACGGUAGUACUACUCAACUUUGCUGCCAAUUUGUCUCAGUGGCCACUCUGGGUACUGCAACAAUAGACAUGCAACAUGGAUCACUAUUAUAAAAUAGACAAUUGUAAUACUGUUGACCUGACACGAGCAAUAUUGCCGAAUCAUCACGUUUUUUUAUGUUUAAGAUUUGUUUUGGGGCAUUUUUUUUUUGCAUUUUUGCAGUACAUGGCAUAGAGGCCGACGGGAAACUGGGAGAGAGAGAAGAAUGACAUGCAGCAAAGGUCCCUUGCUGGAGUCGAACCGGGGACGCUGUGAUUAUGUGGCAUGCACAGUAACCACUUGGAUACUAAAGCGCUCCAUUAGUGGUACCUUUACUAGUGGCAAGUAGUAAAAGCAGCAAUAGCACUAUUAGUUCUACUAGUGUUAGUAUUAGUAAUAUUAGUGGCAUAAAUAGUAGGCUUACUUGUACUAUUGGUGGUAGAAGUAUUAGCAGCAGCAACAGUAGCAAUAAUGGUAGUAGUAGUAGUCAUAACAGCAGCUACUACAGUAGGCUAGUAUUUUCCUUUGACUUACACCUUCCAUGCUUCCUGCACCAUGAUGUCAGUGAUUGCCGUUGGUGUGUGCUUAGCUGAUGGUGGCUGAUGAAAGGUUUUACAGAAAAAACAGGAAAUGGCACUUGGGUCAACUAAUGAGGAGUAACAAGCUCUCUCUGUUCAGAGGCCCCACUCCCUGUCUCACCUGACAUGUGUAAGCAGACCUGUGUUGAUACUGCCCCUUUCAUGUACUGUACAGCAUGCUCACACUCGUCAUGUGUGUGUGUGUGUGUGUGCGUGCUUGUAAGAAGCGAAUGAUGUGCAAUACAUGUGUGUUACUCAGUGACACUGCUGUGAAUGUCCAGUGAAAGUUGAUUCACACACAGCGUAUCACUUUGCAAUUGUAAUUUUCUCCUUGUCUUUUCCCUUUGCUCACCCUCUCUAUAAAACUCUUUCCCCUCCCUCGCUCUUUUCCUUAUCUUCACAAAUCAACUUCCCUCUGAUCCCAUCUCCUCUUACUUUCUGAUUCUCACCUUGGCAUAUGUUGGGAUCCCCGCUGCCUCACAUCCUCCUCCACCUCCAGAUGCCCGCUCGCUGCAGGAAUGCGGUGAACAUUGUGCUCACCACCCUUUUUGCUGCGGUGGUCCUAUUCACCAUCCUGCUGGCCUAUGUCACAGGUUACCAGUUUAUCCACACUGAGCAGCACCACCUCUCCUUUGGCCUCUAUGGUGCCUUCCUUUCCCUCCACCUCUUCCUCCAGAGCCUUUUUGCCUUUCUGGAGCAUCGACGGAUGAGGAGCCCCUCUCGGCCACAGCACCUCCGUCGCACCGUGGCCCUCUGCAUAGCUGCCUUCCAGGAAGACCCGGACUACCUGAGGAAGUGCCUGCGCAGCAUCCGCCGAAUCUCCUUUCCUGGCCUAAAGGUGGUCCUCGUCGUAGACGGGAACAGGCCUGAAGACCGUUACAUGAUGGACAUUUUCCAGGAGGUGAUGGGCGGGGCUGACCAGGCUGGAAGUAUGGUGUGGAAGGGAAACUACCACAGCGAUGGGAGUGGUGUAGGAGGUGUCAGAGACGGAGGGAGAAGCACAGUUCACAUGGAGGAGGCAGCACGAGUGGCUCGGCUGGUCAGAGGCUGCCGCUAUUCCUGUGUUAUGCAGGAGUGGGGAGGAAAGAGGGAGGUGAUGUACACUGCCUUUAAAGCACUGGGGGACAGUGUGGAUUAUAUGCAGGUGUGUGACUCUGACACAGUUCUAGACCCAGCAUGUACCAUUGAAAUGCUGAAGAUCCUUGAGGAAGAUCCAAUGGUUGGAGGAGUUGGUGGAGAUGUACAGAUCCUCAACAAGUAUGACUCGUGGAUCUCCUUCCUCAGCAGUGUUCGCUACUGGAUGGCAUUCAACAUCGAGCGAGCAUGCCAGUCCUACUUUGGAUGUGUCCAGUGUAUCAGCGGCCCUCUGGGGAUGUACAGGAACUCCUUGCUCCAGCGCUUUCUAGAACCCUGGUACCACCAGACCUUCCUUGGCUCCAAGUGCAGCUUUGGUGAUGAUCGCCACCUCACCAACAGGGUGCUCAGCUUCGGCUACAAGACGAAAUACACAGCGCGAUCACAGUGCCAGACUGAAACGCCAACCGAAUACCUGCGUUGGCUUAACCAGCAAACGCGAUGGAGCAAGUCUUUCUUCCGUGAGUGGCUCUACAAUGCCCUGUGGUUCCACAAGCACAGCCUCUGGAUGACCUAUGAGUCUGUGGUCACUGGCUUCUUCCCCUUUUUCUUGGUUGCCACGGUCAUCCAUCUCUUCUACCGUGGAAGGCUGUGGAACAUCCUGCUCUUCUUGUUGACGGUGCAGCUGGUUGGGAUGGUGAAGGCUACUUAUGCCUGUUUCCUGCGUGGCAGUCUGGUCAUGAUCUUCAUGUCACUCUACUCUCUGCUCUACAUGUCCAGCUUGCUCCCUGCCAAAAUAUUCGCCUUGCUCACCAUCAACAAGGCUGGAUGGGGCACUUCAGGACGCAGGAAGAUUGUGGUCAAUUUUAUUGGUGCUGUGCCUGUCACAGUGUGGACUAUGGUGCUGCUCGGAGGUGUGGUGUAUACAAUCUAUUGUGAAACACAGGAACCAUUCAGUGAGACAGAGAAAGCAUUAUUGAUAGCAGGGACAAUACUCUAUGCCUGCUACUGGCUCAUUCUGCUGGUGCUCUACCUGGCAAUCGUAGCCAAACGGUGUAACAAAAGGGAAGAGCAAUAUCACCUGCCAUAUGCUGAGGCAUAAACCUGCUACCAGAGGGACUGGUAGGGCAUUUGCCCUAAGUUUCACUGCAGUAUGAUUCUAGCAAGGUCUCUAGUGACCCUUUGAACAGCUAGUGAUUAGCUGUGCACCAGGAACGCAGUUAUCUUAAUCAGCUGUACUACAAAGGUGUGAAUCUGAUAUCUGAGCAGCAAGAAUCUGAUCCAGUUGUGGGAAGACUUGGAGAUCCACACAGUUCUCCCACUUAUAUCAUGCUCAACGGUGCUUCACAUUGAAAAACCAAACCAAAUGGAACUGAUCCAGGUUAUAAAGUGUUUAUACACUUGUAAUAGUGACGCGCUCAGAAGAAAUGUAGGUAGUUUAUGGGUUCAGGUUAGCUGUAUAACUGUGACAUAAGGGUGCAGGAUGGUGCUUUUAAUGAUUAUAAAGCAAGAAAAGGGACACAAUCAGAUUAAGGAGACAUAGAGUUCUCAAUUAAUAGGUGGUUCAUUUUUUGUGUUCUUCAUUUUAAUAUAGAUGAGAUGGAAUGAAAUGUGACGGGACUGAAAAUAGAUUUAAAAAAUAGGUUUAAAAAAAAACAAGGCAAUUUUGUCUGAUUAGUCAAAGCACCGCUACACAAAUGAAAUCUUAAAAGCUUAGAAAGUCAAUGGAACAAUGCAACUGGGCAUAAACAAAUGGAAAUUUGUUCUCUGCGGCACAAAUCAAGGCAAAGAAGCAUCUGAAACUUGAAACAUAUUUAACUCUAGUAUGAAAGUCUGUGCUGAAUCGUGACGCCUUAUGAUUCUAUUUUAGUACAAUAUAGAGAAGCGAGAAAGCAACAUAACAUAAAGAACUUGCUGAAUUCUGAGAUUAGUCAGAGCUGACACACAAACACACACAUCCAUUCUACACACACACACACUGUUUAUGCAUGAAUUCCUAGCUAGCCACAGCCAACAUCUAUACAUUUGAUACAUUGACCAUUUGUGAACAAAUGCUGCAAAAACAGUCCAGUGGUCAAAUUGGAACAAAAUCUUGGUUUGCGUUCUCUCUCUACACCAGUGAUCAUUAGGAUUGGAUUAAGUCUAUCUUAAAAAAAUACUCACAUGCCAUCUGUACAGUGUGGGUGGGCAGAGAAAAUAAGGUGGGUAUAGGUUCUGAAAUGCAUAUGGUAACCAAAAUAGGCCAUUACGACUAUACUUGACUAAAUGCACCACAGUUUAAUUAUACAAGCCUCAUACAUCAUCAUCAUCAUCAUCAGAGGUAAUGUUACAGCAACCAAGAUGAACAUUAACAGCAUCACAUAGCCUGGCACUGCCACAUAUUCAAACACAUACACAGACCUACACACAAACACAGAAACAAAUACACACACACACUCUCACACACACACACACACACACACACACACACACACACACACACACACACACACACACACACACACACACACACACACACACACACACACACACACACAGAUGGCAGAUGCAGCAACAUGAAAUCCAACUGUACACCCAACAAAAACUGUACUGAAUAAACAUUAAAUAGGCAAUAGACUGCUGCAAAUUGGUGAAUUAACUCACUUUUGGAAAUUACAGCAGGAGAUGACAGGGCUUGGUGUUGUACACUGAAAUAUUUCAUGGUUAGUAGUCCAAUGCCCUGAUGCUAGUAUUUACCUGACUGACAGUUGAAAAUAGUCUUUCAACAGUACAGCUUGUUGCUUAUUCUUGACAUGGAAAGGGCUGAAUUAGCAGCCUUGUAUGUGACGUUACUACUUGGCAUUUGUAGAGGAGAAACUGGUGCAGGAGUAGGUGUCUGGUUUGAGAAGUCUUUUUGUGACUGCUUUCUUUCACCAGGGUUUUUACCCUUACCUCUAACCUUAUAGACCUAAAUUAAUAGGUGCUAGCAAGGGAAAAGUAGGCUUCUGUUCCUCUGUGCAGCAGUGUGGGCUGUACACUGAGUAAACGAGAAGGGGUUCCUCGCAAUCUGGCAUGUAUGAAAUGCACUACCACUCAAAAAAUCUGACCAUCAUCAUUUGGUAAACAAAAAGCAAUAACAAGAACUGUUUUAUUUGUAUUGGUUGCCUAGGCAGAUCAUUGAAACUGGAAGAUCCAAGAAAAAAGGAAGACUUCUGAUGAGGUGGGCCUGAAUGCCAAAUAGGUGGACCCAGGCCCACCUGCAAUAAUCACAAUAAGGAUAUGAUGACUUAUCGUACAAUACCUUAAUUAUCAACAUCAUCAUGUCUAUGUAUCGACUUAUCAUAUGAUACAUGGACAUGACCCUGAUCUGAAUCUUUUUUACCUCAAUAUUGGCACACUUCACAUUAGCAGCUAAGAGGCUAUUCAUGUCACAUUGGCUAAGCAAGUAGUGUCCUCCAUUCCUCACUGUGCACGUCCUGAGUGAAGACUGUAGAAGAAUUAAAGGUAAAUAACUCUGUCCCCCACCAUAAUGGCAGUCUGUGUUUUUACAGAAACGUACCGCCCACUCUCCAAUCCCACCCCACCCUUUCAUUAUUAUGCUCUUAUAUUAUCAUUAUAUCAGUGGUAUAAAAUGAUCUUCAAAUGACAAUAAUAUCGUUUAUCGCGAUUAUUUCUGAGACAAUAUAUCGUCCAACAAAAGUAGUUAUCAUGUUAGCGAAACUGUGUGGGUUUUUUCCCUCUUUAUGUGAUACUUAAUACUAGUCCAAUGUAGGUUUGUUGCUGUAACAAAAUACAGAAGCCUUUUAUUAGGCUUCAGUUGAACUUCAUAAUGCCUACAGACAGUACUACAGGUUUUAUCCCUCAUCUUUUACAGUGUAUGUGUGUUAGGAAGGUACGCGGCCGGUAUAGAGAAGUGGAAUGAUGAGAAACCCAGAACUCUUUCGACACAAUGUACAUAUAGGCAUGUGAGUACUGGAUAAAGAUAGACUAGACAAUUCUGAACCCAUCUUUUAAAAGUGUCCAUAUCAUAUAUUGACAGAGACUGCAGCCAAAAGUUACCAAUAAACAGAAAAUACAUAGAAUAUGAGAAGUUCUCCUGUCACACACAUUGAAAUUGGUUGUAAUAGAGGUUGAGACAGCUCUGAGAUCAGUCCUUAUCAACACUCUCAUCAGCCAUGAACAGCACAAUCAUCUGCUCCAGCUGUGUUUUUUGUGAAGCAGCUAUGAUUUACCAGAAAAGACAAUCUCAACAUUUCUGUAUAUGUGACAUGCAGUUGUAUUUUUGGUGCUGUUGAGCAGUGUCAAAUGAUUAACUUAUUUACUGUACAUCCUGGUCCAAUUCUCAGUUUACGAUCACCAGUGGGUCGUAGUUUCAUACAGUGAUUCAAAGAAUUUUUAUAUGGUUACUUUUAUAUAUUGUAAAGGUGCCAAAUCAUGUUUGUGUAAUAGUAAAGUUUUACUACGGGACACUAUUCUCUUAACUUUGGACAUGUGUGUCCUUUUUACACUAGAUGUAGACCUUGUCCAUUCAUUCCAUCAUCUACAGUGUAAAGACUAAAGACCAAAGAGAUUUCUUCUAAAGUGAGAAACUUGAGAGUUUUGCCUUCACUCUGUCUUUUUGUCUGUGUUUUUCAUGCAAAUGUCAACUGAUAUCAGCUCAAUUUCUAAAAGAUAUGUUUCAAAACGUAAACAUCCAGUCCAUUUUUCAAGCGUGAGUAGUAUCAACAUAUGUGUCUUCGCUGACAUAGGCUGUUUUCUUUAUGCAGCGGACAUUUCCUCUGUGUCAUAUUGUUUUUCUGAGCAGUCUGUGUAAGUUGAAACUUGAACGUUUUAAAAGGACACAUACAUUAAAAGAACAUUAUGUUUA
Molecule: messenger RNA, 9161 nt
Organism: Scomber scombrus (Atlantic mackerel)
Lineage: Eukaryota; Metazoa; Chordata; Actinopteri; Scombriformes; Scombridae
Gene: has3
Product: hyaluronan synthase 3
Exons: 4
Coding region: 3699-5417 (572 amino acids)
Biological process (GO): hyaluronan biosynthetic process; extracellular matrix assembly
Molecular function (GO): hyaluronan synthase activity
Source: RefSeq, a predicted model, not a curated record